Molecule: messenger RNA, 792 nt
Organism: Epithele typhae
Lineage: Eukaryota; Fungi; Basidiomycota; Agaricomycetes; Polyporales; Epitheliaceae
Exons: 3
Coding region: 1-792 (263 amino acids)
Source: RefSeq, a predicted model, not a curated record
AUGACGGAUCUCGCCUCGCUCGACAUCAAGAACUUCGCCUUCGGCCAGCAGAACAUGCACAUCAUCGUGAGCGACCCAAUCUCCCCCUCCAUUGCCCCUCCCGUGGACUCGAACGACGACGUCGCACAAGCCGAAUUCGCAGUCGCGCUCGCCGUCGACGCCGGGCUCAUCCCCGCCCCACCCGCGCCCAACGCCUCCGCGCUCCUCCAGCUCUUCUACCCCGCCGGCUCCAUCAACCCGGGCACGCAGCCCCAGGGCGGCGCCGACUUCUACGCCUCGCCGCUCCCGGACGUGCGCGCCGCGCGGAACGUGACGCUCGCCUACAGCGUCUUCUUCCCCGCCGACUUCGACUGGGUCCGCGGCGGGAAGCUCCCCGGGCUCUACGGCGGGCACGACGGGUGCUCGGGCGGGGACGCCGCCGCCGACUGCUGGAGCACGCGCCUCAUGUGGAGGGCCGACGGCGCGGGCGAGCUGUACCUGUACGCGCCCAAGGAUCGGCAGACGGCCGCGCUCUGCCACGCGCCGCCGCUGUCGCUCUGCGACUCGGACUUCGGGCUCUCGGUCGCGCGCGGGGCGUUCCGCUUCGCGCGCGGGAACUGGACGCGCGUGCGCCAGACGGUGGCGCUCAACACGCCCGGCGCGCAGGACGGUGGGUUCGCGCUCGACGUCGACGGCGUGCGCGUGCUCGAGCGCGCGGACGUCACGUUCUUCGGAGGCCACGAGCAGGAGUACGCGACGCCGCGGGACCAGUUUACGUGGUUCAGGGACUUCGAGAUGGUGAUCAACGAGUGA